Molecule: messenger RNA, 1795 nt
Organism: Mytilus trossulus (common blue mussel)
Lineage: Eukaryota; Metazoa; Mollusca; Bivalvia; Mytilida; Mytilidae
Product: guanine nucleotide-binding protein-like 1
Exons: 13
Coding region: 92-1780 (562 amino acids)
Molecular function (GO): GTP binding; GTPase activity
Source: RefSeq, a predicted model, not a curated record
GCUAACUAGAAAUUGCGCAACAACAGACGAUUUUUUUCUCUCCACUCAAUCAAAAACUUUGAUGCUAUAAAAUACUUUAGUCUAUAUAAAUAUGCCUAGAAAAAAGCCUUACAGUGGAAAACAGAAGAAGUUACAGCUACAAGAGAAGAGAAAAGGGAAAAAAAACAGUGAAAAUGACAGUGAUGAAGGAUCAAACCAGGAGGAAAAUGACAGAGUUCCAAGUUCAUCAAAAGUAGAGGAAGAUGAAUCUCAAACACAAUCUUUACAACAACAGUCUGUCCAGUCAACAAAAUCUCUUGAGCCAAACAGAUAUCGACUUCAAUUCCUCCAAGAAUCUAAUACAAAAUUAAAGAAGAAAAGAGAAUUAGGAAGACAAGUUUUACAUCCCGUUUCAGAACUUGAACUUGAAGUAUGUGAUGAUGACAGUGAACCUUACAUAGACAUUGCUAAGAGACCACCAUGGCAUUACAACUGUUCAACAGCAGAACUACAAAAAACAGAAACUAAAUAUUUUCAGGAAUAUGUGGAAAAGAUCUUUGCUGAACAUGAUAUAAAUAAAUUGAGUUAUUUUGAGUUGAACUUGGAGACAUGGAGGCAGUUAUGGAGAGUACUGGAGAUGUCAGAUAUUAUCUUAAUUAUAGUAGAUAUCAGAUAUCCUAUGCUCCAUUUUUCUCCAGCAUUAUAUAACCAUGUAAUAAAUGAUUUAGGAAAACAUGCCAUUUUGAUAUUAAAUAAAGUUGAUAUGGUACCACCAGAACUGGUUAUAGCAUGGAAAGAGCAUUUCCUGUUAAAAUAUCCUAAACUACAUAUAGCUUGUUUCACAUCAUAUCCUAAAGAGGCAAUAACAAAUAUAAUACCUGGUAAAGCCAGAAAGAAAAGAAACAGAGGUGGAAGAUUUGCAAUAAAUAUGGGAGCUAGAGAAUUAUUGGAAAUAUGUGAAAGUAUUGUACAGAAAAAGGUUGACUUGUCAUCCUGGAGACAUAAAAUUGAAUCUGAAAAUGAGGCUUCAGGAUUGGAUGAAGAUAUUAAUGAGAGCCAUGAAGAUAACACAGCAUCUCCCUCUCGAGAGAAAUAUAAGAAUGGUAUGCUUGCAAUUGGAUGUACAGGCUAUCCAAAUGUUGGAAAAUCAUCAUUAUUAAAUGGACUUAAAGGAGUAAAGGUUGUAAGUGUAUCUAAAACCCCAGGUCAUACCAAACACUUUCAGACUAUAUUUAUAACACCAACUGUCAAGCUGUGUGAUUGUCCUGGUCUGGUUUUCCCAUCAAAAUGUGAUAAAGCACUUCAGGUGUUGGCAGGGAUUUAUCCAAUCUCACAAGUACGAGAAGCUUUUAGUGCAAUAAGAUAUUUAGCUGAGAGAAUUAACAUUGUGAACAUCUUACACCUACAACAUCCUGAUCCGCCAUCAAAAGAAUGGUCUCCUUAUGAUAUUUGUGAAGCUUUUGCAAUAAAGCGGGGAAUGAUAACAGCUAAGGCUGGAAGACCUGAUAUUCACAGAUCUGCAAAUUUAAUUCUACGGAUGGGAUUAGAUGGUCGACUUUGUUUAGCACUGAGGCCACCAGGUUUUACACAAAAUAGAGAUAUUUGGAAAGAACAUCAAGAAACUAAAGGAUUGAUUGAGAAACUAUCUAAAUAUAGGCCAUCAACUGAAGAGUCUUCUGAUGGUAGUGAUGGAGAAUUUGGCAUUGAUAAAGAUGAAAAUGAAAAUGAAACAUCAUCAGAUGAAGAGGAUGUUAAAAUGACAACUAAAAAUCCUUUUGCUUUAUUAUGUGAUGAUGAUUAAAUACUUAUUCAAACA